Microplitis demolitor is the source of this 1532-nucleotide messenger RNA. RefSeq names its product dynein axonemal assembly factor 4-like. The transcript is spliced from 7 exons. Bases 1 to 1353 code for a protein of 450 amino acids. The record is from RefSeq and is a predicted model, not a curated record. Gene Ontology annotation, biological process: outer dynein arm assembly; cilium movement; inner dynein arm assembly. Gene Ontology annotation, molecular function: protein binding. NCBI's taxonomy places the organism in Eukaryota, Metazoa, Arthropoda, Insecta, Hymenoptera, Braconidae.
AUGCCAGUGAUAAUAAUAACUGAUUACACGUGGCGGCAAACAACAGAAGAAAUAAUAAUAUCGGUUCCAAUUAAAGGUAGCCCUAAAAAUAUUGAUGUUUUUGCAAUUGAUAAUUAUUUGAAGAUAAGUUACCCGCCUUUUAUACUUGAAUUAUUUUUAUGGAAGAAUAUUGUCGAAGAAGAAAGUCAGUGUAUAUUGUCGGAGUCAUUGGCAACACUGACGUUAAAAAAAUGUGAAAUAGAAGAAGAAUGGCCGAGUCUUAUUGAAGACAAUUUAAGUAAAGAAAAAAAACAUGAAUAUCGUAGUCGAGCUCUGGAACAUGCGCGACUGGCUGCUGAGAAACGGGAAGAAGAUAAAAAAAGAAAAUAUCGAGAUCUAGGGAGACAGGCAGUAAGAGAACAAAUAGAACUUGACUCUAAAGUACUGAGUAAAAUUAAUGAGAUUCGUGAUUCUCACAGAAGAGAAGCAAUGGACGAGUUUGAAAAUUGGCGGAAAAAUUCAGAGAAAAAAAUUUUUUGUGAUGAGAAAGCGGUAAAACAAGAGAACAGGAAGUCUUACAACAUGACAAUUUAUAAAUCACAUAAAAAAAACCCACCUUGCCUGGAAUCCCCGACAGAUGAGAGGUCACCAAGUCCAAUAAAGCAGUUAGACAAGCAAAAUCGUAUCCUUGAUACGUCUUAUAAGGAAAGAGAAGCCGAUAGUAAACGAGGAAAAGAAAUAAUCGAUAAACUUCUAACUGGUAAAUAUCGUAUUAAUAAAAAAAAACAAAUCUUUGACAAGUCUGACGUAAGUAUUCCUGCUCCGAGGGAACCUGGUAAAAUCACAGUAACAUUCUCGGAACGUGUAUUUCCAACUCCAGCUAGAGAAAGUUAUUAUCUAGAAGAACAAGAGUGGCUUGAAAAACAAGCCGAGGCACGAAGAAAGUGUGGAUUUGUUUCGGAGGAUUUGAGAGUUGAAGAACAAGAUCCUCAGUGGCUGAAAGAUAAAGGAGAUGAAUUUUUCAAGGUCGGCAACUAUUUAGCGGCAAUAAGUGCAUACACUCAUGGUAUCAAGCUAAGUGACAAGAUGUCAAGUCUUUAUGCAAAUAGAGCAGCAGCUCAAUAUGCUUUGGGAAAUUAUCAGAGAUGUGCUGAAGAUUGUUCUAAGGCUCUAGAAUUAAUGGAACCAAAGUGCGAAGGUAAUCGUGAAUCACGGGCCCGGUGUCAUGCCCGUUUUGGUGCGGCUCUCUGUAAAUUGUCGGCACCUCAGCACGGAAUUCCAGAAUUAGAGGCAGCCCUUAAAUUAGCUCCCGACAACGAGACUAUUAAACGUGAUUUAGAAGCGGCAAGAAAAUACUUUCAACUUGCCAAUUAAGUGCAAACUACACGAGUACAAUUUGUAAAAAAAAAAAAAAAAAAAAAAAAAAAACAAUAUCUAAGUGCCAUAGUUUCAUUAAAAACCAUCACACAUAAAAAUAAAAAAACACAUUGCACAAACAUUAAUUGCUUACUUAUGAAAUGUUAAAAUAUCAAUAAAAGAUAAUUAAUAAAUCA